Molecule: messenger RNA, 1017 nt
Organism: Passer montanus (Eurasian tree sparrow)
Lineage: Eukaryota; Metazoa; Chordata; Aves; Passeriformes; Passeridae
Gene: SNRPD1
Product: small nuclear ribonucleoprotein D1 polypeptide
Exons: 3
Coding region: 86-424 (112 amino acids)
Biological process (GO): spliceosomal snRNP assembly; RNA processing
Cellular component (GO): U2 snRNP; SMN-Sm protein complex; U1 snRNP
Molecular function (GO): RNA binding
Source: RefSeq, a predicted model, not a curated record
UGCUGCCUGUCCAACCCCUACGGCUUUAUGUGGAAGUCAACGGGUUUGGUUUUUUAAAAAUGCAUCUUUAAUUCCCAGGUUUCUGAUGAAGCUGAGCCAUGAGACUGUGACCAUUGAGCUGAAGAAUGGGACGCAGGUGCAUGGAACGAUCACAGGAGUGGAUGUCAGUAUGAACACGCAUCUGAAAGCAGUGAAAAUGACCCUGAAGAACAGAGAGCCUGUGCAGCUGGAGACGCUGAGCAUUCGAGGGAACAACAUCCGCUACUUCAUUCUGCCAGACAGUUUGCCUCUGGAUACUUUGCUAGUGGAUGUUGAACCAAAAGUAAAAUCCAAGAAAAGAGAAGCAGUUGCUGGAAGAGGCCGUGGAAGAGGCCGUGGCAGAGGCCGAGGUCGUGGAAGAGGAAGAGGAGGCCCAAGACGAUAACUUCUCAUCAUAUUCUGGGCAUUUUCUGGGCAAUUCUGGGCAACUACCAUAUUCUAGUCAAUUUCAGGUUUAUUUUGUACAGGUCUUGUUUAUGGUAUCGGUUUUUAAUAAACUGAAAUGUGAAAAGGUGUCUUUCCUUUGUUAGCAAAGCCUGGGGAGGGAGGCAGGUGUGUCCUGUUUCUAGGGCUGUUGCAGACUACCCCGAUCUUGGUUGUCACUGUCGAGAUUUUGCCCACCCCUGGGGGCUGUAAAUUCCUCUUGCUUUUUGUGCCCCAGAACAAGAGACUUGUGUUGUGCUUUAACAGUGUUAAAUUAAUUAAUCCCUCUUUUCUAAGGCACUUGCCAUCUUCUAAUGGUUCCAUAGUUAAGACACUGUAUUAAGAACCCCUGUCCUGUGAGCAUCUCUAAUACUGUUCUUCAGAGCAACCUUUUCUAAAGUUCAUAGAUAUAAUUUUAAUGGUUUUUAUUACAUGAAGCUUGCAAUUUAAACAUGUUGCUUUCUUUAUAAAACAUUUACAUACAUGGGAAAUUAACCAGGUCCACGGAACUGCUGGAUUGUUACAUCUGAUGAUUAAAGAAUACCUGGAUAUGAA